Messenger RNA from Rhineura floridana, 5808 nucleotides. RefSeq names its product cullin-associated NEDD8-dissociated protein 1-like. The record is from RefSeq and is a predicted model, not a curated record. Gene Ontology annotation, cellular component: nucleus. Lineage: Eukaryota; Metazoa; Chordata; Lepidosauria; Squamata; Rhineuridae. The transcript has 15 exons. Gene Ontology annotation, biological process: protein ubiquitination; SCF complex assembly. Bases 318 to 4028 code for a protein of 1236 amino acids.
UGCAGAUAUCUGUCAGUAGGUGGCGCCCUUCCCUCAGCCGUACCUUUGAGUAUAGGCUAUAUAUAUCCUAUGAUAACCGUGCAGGGGCUCAGCUUUUCCAGCGACUUCUAACCAGAGAAGGGGGCAGGGGAGAGAGAAAAGAAAGGAAAAACACUGCCCUGGUCUUACAGGGUCCCUUUUGUCGCCAUAUUCUCCAUGUAGAUCUCCAACAGACGGGAUCCUAUCUUAGGGUAGCGAGAAACGUCAAUUGCUGGUAUAUAGAUAUAUAUAUAGCAGGCUAUAUAGAAGGGAUCAUCUUCCAAGGCCAGCUGUCCAAGAUGACGAACAUAUCCUAUCACAUCUCCAACCUUUUGGAGAAGAUGACAUCUACUGACAAAGAUUUUAGGUUUAUGGCUACCAAUGACCUAAUGAUGGAACUGCAGAAAGAUUCCAUAAAGCUAGAUGAAGAUAGUGAGAAAAAAGUUGUGAAAAUGCUUCUAAAAUUACUUGAGGACAAAAAUGGGGAGGUGCAAAAUCUGGCUGUCAAAUGUUUGGGCCCUUUGGUGAGUAAAGUGAAAGAGUAUCAGGUGGAAACUAUUGUUGAUACACUGUGUACGAACAUGCUAUCAGAUAAGGAACAGCUCCGGGACAUCUCCAGUAUUGGGCUGAAGACAGUUAUUUCUGAGCUGCCUUCUCCAUCUACAGGUUCCACCAUGACAGCCAAUGUAUGCAAAAAAAUCACAGCCCAACUGACUGGAGCCAUUGGAAAGCAAGAAGAUGUGUCUGUGCAGCUUGAGGCUCUUGACAUCUUGUCAGAUAUUUUGAGCAGGUUAGGGGGGACUCUGUACUCCUUCCAUUCCUCAAUCCUGAACUGCCUCCUUCCUCAGCUCACAAGUCCCAGGUUGGCCGUGCGGAAAAGGGCCAUCAUUGCCCUAGGUCACCUGGUCUUGACUUGCAAUGGGAACAUCUUUGGAGAGCUUAUGGAGCACCUGUUAGCAGAGCUGAAGAGAAACAACUCCACUUCUACCACAAGAACAUAUAUCCAAUGUAUUGCUGGAAUCAGCAGGCAGGCUGGGCACCGGAUAGGAGACUAUCUGGAGAAGAUGAUCCCAUUAAUAGUUCAGUACUGCAAUGUAGAGGAUGAUGAGCUGAGAGAAUAUUGCUUCCAGGCCUUUGAGUCUUUUGUGAGAAGGUGUCCAAAAGAAAUUGGCCCUCACCUUCCUAGUGUGACGGGAUUGUGCCUGAAGUAUAUAACUUAUGACCCAAACUACAACUAUGACAAUGAGGAGGAGGAUGAAGAAGAAAUGAUGGAAACUGAAAAUGGGGAAGAUGAGGAACAAGAAAGUGAUGAUGAGUAUAGUGAUGAUGACGACAUUAGCUGGAAAGUUCGCAGGGCUGCGGCCAAGUGCCUCGAGGCUAUUGUCAGUACUAGGCAUGACCUUCUGCAGGAUUUCUACAAAACCCUGUCGCCAGCUUUAAUAAGCAGGUUCAAGGAAAGAGAGGAGAAUGUUAAAGCAGACAUCUUCUGUGCUUAUAUAUCUUUGUUGAAGCAAACACUGCCCAUUCAGAGCUGGCUGCAUGCUUCAGAUGAGGCAAGCAAGGAAGAUAUACCUCUCACCAUGCUUCAGAAUCAGGUUCCAAAUAUUAUCAAGGCCUUGCACAAGCAGCUCAAAGAGAAGAGUGUCAAGUCAAGACAGGGAUGCUUCACUCUCCUGACAGAACUGGCUAAUGUUCUUCCUGGUUGCCUUUCAGAUCACAUACCUGCAUUAGUACCCGGUAUUGUAUUCUCCUUGACUGACAAAUCCAGCUCCUCCAACAUGAAGAUAGAUACACUGUCUUUCCUUCAUGUUGUGCUUUGCAACCAUUCCCGGGAAGUGUUCCACCUGCAUGUUAAGGCGCUGUUACGACCGGUUGUGAUUUGCAUAGGGGAUCCAUUUUACAAAAUAAUGUCUGAAGCUCUGCUAGUUACGCAGCAGCUGGUGAAAAUCAUCCGGCCGCUGGAUGUGCCUUGUACAUUUGAUGCCAAACCCCAUGUGAGAGAUCUCUUCUCAGCUACUCUGAAGAGGCUGAAAGCUGCUGACAUUGAUCAGGAGGUGAAAGAACGGGCUAUCUCUUGCAUGGGACAGAUUGUUUGCAAUCUUGGAGACUACCUAAGCAGCGAUCUCCAGCCAACCUUGAAGAUUUUUCUAGAGAGGCUGAAAAAUGAAAUAACUAGACUGACCACAGUCAAAGCACUAACUUUAAUUGCUAGCUCUCAGCUCAAAAUAGACUUAAGGCCUAUUCUUGCAGAAGGAUUUCCCAUUUUAGCUUCCUUCUUGCGAAAGAAUCAGCGUGCCUUAAAACUGAGUACUUUGACAGCCCUCGACAUCUUGAUCAAGAACUACAGUGAUAGCCUCAAGCCAGCCAUGAUUGAAUGUGUUCUAAUGGAGCUUCCUGAUUUAAUUAGUGAGAACGAUAUGCAUGUUUCUCAGGUGGCUAUCAUAUUCCUUACUACCUUAGCUAAGGUUUAUCCUUCUUCCUUGUCCAAGAUCAGUGGUACAGUUCUGUCUGAACUCUUUCAGCUUGUUUACUCACCUUUGAUGCAAGGGGGCGCCCUGAAUGCCAUCGUGGACUUCUUUCAAGCAUUGGUUGUAACCAAGACAGUCAACAUGAGUUAUGCUGAACUGAUGAAGCAACUAACUGGUCCUAUAUACACCUCAAGCCCUGGGGGGGUAUCCGUAAGUUUACACAAGCAAGCCUAUCACUCUGUGGCAAGAUGUGUCGCAGCUCUUUCUUCCGUAUGUCCAAGAGAAUCCCCGGGGGUAGUAAACCAGUUUAUUCAGGAUGUGAAGAAUCCCAGGUCCGCUGCUGCUGUUAAAAUGUUGGCCUUCCUUUCGCUGGCAGAAAUAGGACGCACCACAAACCUCAGUGCUCAGAAGGAGCUCAAAGCUGUGAUAUUGGAUGCAUUUGCUUCACCCAAUGAAGAGGUGAAAUCGGCAGCUUCUUACGCUCUGGGCAACAUCAGUGUUGGCAGCCUUAAAGAGUACCUUCCCUUCAUGCUGAAAGAGAUUGGAGGCCAGCCUAAGCGGCAAUACUUGCUGCUCCACUCCUUGAAGGAAGUCAUCAGCUCAUCCCCAGCAGAAAGCCUGAAACCCUACGUUGAGGAUAUCUGGGCCCUGCUUUUCAAACACUGUGAAUGCACAGAGGAAGGGACGCGCAAUGUAGUUGCUGAAUGCCUGGGGAAACUGACGGUAGUAAAUCCUUAUCAGCUGCUGCCCAGGUUGAAAAAACAACUGUCUUCAGGUUCUUCAUAUGCUCGAAGCACAGUAGUAACUGCAAUCAAAUUCACCAUUUCAGAUCAUCCACAACCCAUUGAUCCCCUUCUUAAAGGAUGCAUAGGUGACUUCUUAAAAACAGUUCAGGAUCCUGACUUGAAUGUUCGACGUGUUGCUUUAGCUAUGUUUAAUUCUGCUGCUCACAACAAACCUUCUCUGAUCAGAGAUCAGCUCAGCACAGUUCUGCCCCAUCUAUACAAUGAAACCAAGAUUAGAAGGGAACUGAUACGGGAGGUAGAAAUGGGGCCCUUCAAGCACACAGUAGAUGACGGCCUUGAUGUAAGGAAAGCUGCUUUUGAGUGCAUGUACACGCUUUUGGAAAGCUGCCUUGACCGACUAGACAUUUAUGAGUACUUGAAUCAUGUGGAGGAUGGCUUGAAAGAUCAUUAUGACAUCAGGAUGCUGACUUUCAUUAUGCUGGCUCGUCUAUCAACACUCUGUCCUAAUGCAGUCCUACAAAGACUAGAACGGCUAGUUGAACCCCUGCGAGCAACUUGCUCUACUAAGGUAAAAGCUGGUUCUGUGAAACAGGAAUUUGAGAAGCAAGAUGAACUGAAACGCUCAGCAAUGAGGGCAGUAGCCGCCCUACUGACCAUUCCUGACGUAGAUAAAAGCCCUGUGAUGGCUGAAUUUUCUUCCCAGAUCAGAGCUAAUCCUGAAAUGUCUUCACUUUUUGAAAGCAUUCAGAAGGAUUCUACUUCACUGGCUACUACAGAAUUAAUGGAUUUGAGUUAGAACUCCAACACUAUUCUUAUUCCUGGCACUUCACUAUGCUGAGGGUGAACAAUCAUAUUCAAGUUGAUUUUAGAUGCAGAUGUCAUUUUAAAAAUGGCAACUUCGUAUUGAGACAGACAGAUCUAAGAGUGAUGGCAACAGAGUAAUGCCACUUUAAUUUCUUAAAUAUACAAUCACGAAUUUUUGCCAAAAGUUAUAACUGACAAUGAUAUCUGCUAUCUCCUAUCACUGAAGAGGUGGCACUGUCAUAGAAUUUUUUAAAGCAGUGAUUAUAGAUGAAAUUGUUAUACCCAAGAACUAGGCAGUAGCUAAGAAGAUUCUACAAUUGCCUCAGUUAAAUAGUGGCUUUCAUGUGUGCUGAUUUUACACUGACUUGAGUGACUUUUCAUAGUAGCAAGUGAGUUAAAGCUCCAACCUAUGGAAGUGACCAAUUGUCUUCCAUGAUGGAAUGCCUUAUGCUUAAUUAAUUCAUCUGCUACUACAUGCCUCUUAAACACAGCAGUUGCUUCCUGUAGACAGCAGCUGGGUACAGUUUACUGUUUCUCCCCACCAGAUGAGCUGAUACCAAAGCACUGAUUUAAAGUUAAAAAAAAGAGUUAGCAUGUUACUCCCAAGAGCCAUUCAUUUGGUAUGAAGUAUGUAAUAAUGAAAUGGCACCAUCUGGUUAUAAAAUGCAAAUGCCAGUGCACUGCUGUUUAAUGUUACUGUUCAGCAGAAAAAAUGUUGAUUUCUUGCAACCAUGGAUUACUAAACUUCAUUUCAUUGAAUCAGUCUGUGAAUCACUUAAGUGCUCUAUUUAUAAAACAGGGUGUCUCUUUUGUUCUUCAUGAUAUAAAUUGGAAGAAAAUGAAGUUCAUGAAUACAUCAGCGCUAGUAUUGAUUGAGCUGCAGCCAACUUUUCUACCUCUCAAGUUAGCUUGUGUAGGGAUAGAGAGAACUCUGUUUCUGGUUGCUUCAAUAGUUCAGGAAGAUCCCUGCUCAUUGCUGUACUGGUAUGGAAGUUCUAAGAUAUUUAUUAUUCCUGGCCACCCAGCAAUCACGAUCUAAACCUGCUUAAGAAUUGUCUCACCAAAAGCUGCCUCUGUGCUCUCUGCUUGUAUAGAACAAAAAGUAAGGUUGAAAUCAUUUAUGUUCCCAAUUUUAAGAGUCUUCUGCUUUCUUCAAGUGAGGAUACAGGAAAGUAAACAACACUGAUAUACAAGGAAAAGACAGACCCAGGUUCUGAGCUGUAGCAUAAAAUAAAUGGCAUAUUUAGAAUGCCUUCAUCAGUAGUAAGUCCAAACUCAUGCUUGACACUUGACUCUUCCAUGAAAUAGUAACUUAUCAGGUGAUUUCCAUUAAGAGAAGGCAAGCUUAAACAUUAAUGCUUGGCAAUUACCCUUUUUGACAACUGAUCAUCUUCUGAAAUUAAGAGGAUUACAGAGACACUAGCCAGUUCUGCUCAUAUCAAACACAAUUUUCCAACCAUUUUUUUGAUAUUUUUAUUAAAUACAGUUGUACAACAGCAACUAUUUAUUCAUUUUCCUCACUGCGCAGUCUGGCAUUUGGAUUGGUGACUUUAAUAGCAAGCUGAGCUGCUCGCUCCACAAUUAUCUUCCGAUUCUUGGAUGAAACGUUGUGAGCAAUCUCUGCACAAUAGGACCUAGUAAAAUAUAUUGACAUUGUGUCAUAAACAUGUUAGAUCUGCUUCCAGGGAAGACUCUCUCACAGCUAGUCACCACUGGUGGAAGUUUGUAGUAGGUGGCCUGUAUCACCAUACCCUAAUUUCUGUUAGCACAAC